CAAAUAUCCAAACAACAUCGCACAAACCUGACCCAAGAAUAUGUAAUAAGCCUUCCUGUUGCCUAGCAACCGUUACCAUGUUAUUGUUGCAAACACAAACCUGACUGUUCCAGAACGACAACAGACAUUACAAAGGGCUAUAGAAUAGGUAAACAACUCCCGGUAAUCUUGUUCUAAUAGUGCGAUCAAUCAAAAUGAGUGAAUCAGUGGGACUGAAAUCACCGAAAAAAAGACGUGCCAGGCAUCGCUAUCGUCGUCGUUCAUCUGGCAAGCCGACCGUUGGCACCAAAACUCACCAGUCGAAACCAGCUUCACCACCGCCAGUAGCAGCUGCAGAUGCGUCUGUACGAGCGGAGCGAGAUCAUAAGCCUAGAAAGGCAAAAGUAGAUCCCAGAUUUCUGCAAGAAGAGCGCGAGGUAAUAGCAUCGCUGGAGCGCUUAAAAGUAACGUCCGACGUGGAUGGUGCAAAUUCAAAACCAUCGCUGCACGAGAUCGACAGAGCCAUUCUCUUUUUUACCGAUGUACUACCGGAUGAGGAAUUCUUCGACGCGGAAGACACAGAACCCGAAGCUGCUCUUCCGAUCGGUACAGAUGAGGUUCCGCAGAAAACACCUUCCCCGCGGUCAUCGUCCUCUAAUGAAGCGGAUACUCCCACACACCUUGCGUCGUCGUACUUCCAAGCCGAAGAUGGAACACCGGUGGUUGUACCCUGGAAACUACAAAAGUAUACCUUUUGCGAUGAGGAUCUGAUGUACUAUCGACCCGCUGCCACGCUACCCGAAUCCCGAGCCACCCUUGAGCAGGUGUGUGUUAUCGACCCGAAUGUCGAAUCUUCGGACAUGGAAGAUGACCGUGCUCGCCGCAUCGAAAAGCCACCGGUUAGUGUGGCGAACAAGAACCGAAUGAUGAACCGUUUGCUGGAAGAGGAGCAGGAAGAGUGGUUCGAUGCGAGCGGGGAGCUUGUGGAUUUCCGGUGCUACAUCGAAAGUCAAACACGGGUGCGGGGGUUCUGCAGCAAAACGUUUGUGCCGUUCUUCGUUGAACCCAUGCCGCUCGCCAAGACGCUGGAGCGUUUACCGAUGGAACGUACGGUCAAGAUCCUGAUCGGUAGGGUACGGUUCGAUGCACAUCCCUCGCUGGAGGAAGUGGUACGACUGCGGCUGCGAAUAGUGGAGCUGUACAAACAGUACUACCGGAUCAGGAAGCUUAACAGAAAGGAAGCUUUGCAGGCAAAGCUGGACGAGCUGCGAGAUGGUAGUGGAGAUGCGGGAGAGGAAUUACAAGAACCGGAAGAACCAAUCGAUUCCUACGAGAAGAAAAUGUCCCGCCGAGAGUAUAGAAAUCUUUUGUAUCAAGAGAUUCGUACGGAGCGCCAUUUGGCCCAACAGAUACUGGAGCUUUGGGAGGAGCUGAAAGCAAAGCACCAGGACGGAUGUGGGCUGAAGAUGUCUGUCAACAGCCAGGACACGGAUGAGGACCGUGAUGGUAGCGAUUGGCAGGAACGAUAUGAGCUGGAACUGCGUGAAACGCUGGAAGAAGAGCAGGAGCUAUACCAGCGCGACAAGCAGGAGUAUAAAGCCUACCUACGCGAUCUGGCCCUCGAACAUCGCACAGACAUCAACGAAUCAGUACCUUCGAUGCAAAAGCCUAAAAAACCGGAUGUUAGCAAGAUAAAGAAAGAGUUUCGGGUGCUGUUUGAUGAGACAUUCCGCGCUCCAGGUGAACCAUUGGUGGACAUUGUAUUGCGGCGCGAUCAGGAACGGAGAUCAGACCCAUCCGGGGUUCCUUCCGGUCGAGAUCUUUUGUUUAAAAUGAAGCUCUUCAUUGACAACAAUCACGUGGCAUCGACCAGGGCACGCCAUUUUGAGACCGAAGAUCGCACGAUGAUCGACUUUAACACGUCCUUUUCUAUCAAACUAACGACCAAGAUCCCGGAGACGAUUGCCCUGCAUCUGUACGAAAAGAAUCGAAUGAUGAUGAAAAGCAAACGAGCGGAACUUUUUCUACCUCUGCCCAGCUCGGAUGAGCUUUACGAGGAUAUGGAUUUUGUGGACUAUCAGUUCUCCUCUGGCAAACCGUACCAGGCGCAGACAUACACUAACGGUACGGUUGAGUUGAGGAUCGGAUGGAUGGAGCCCUCGGAUGGGAGCUUUCCCAGUCCCAGCCAGCGUCGCACGGUGCCGAAACGGGUCGUCGUGCCAAGGGAACUGUUGCGCCGAUGGAUCGACGAUCGGGCAUUGGAUAGUGAAAACGAACCGAACGCCGGCACUGAUGCAGCAUUGUUGCGAGCACUGAACGAAACUGAGCCCACCACUUCCCAGGAGCGUGACCGGCGCCGUUCGAAAGAUUCCACCCAAGCUGCGGACGAGUCCGAUGAGACAGAGUUUCUCUUCAACGAGGAUCUGCUUGCCUUUUGCAGCGAGGAAACGAUCGAGCAAAACGAACGGCUCAACAUGCUGAGCAAACGGUUCCAGUGUAGUUUAAAGUAUCGGGACGCUAAAUUUAUCCCGCAAACCGAGCGAGAGUUAGCGGUCGACGGCAUUGAGGAGCAGUCGAUGAAAAUUAUCGACGAAACGCUCGGUACGGAUCCGAUCGAUUUGCAGCGGCACCGGGGUAAGCGCCACCUGCAGAAGGUGUACGACACGAUCAGCAAUCACUGCCGGGUGCUGAACCAGGACAAGGUGAACAAUGCCAAUUUGCUGGUCGGCGGCGAUCAGGUGCCAUCGUUCGGUUCGCUCAGCUUGGCAUUUUUGGAGAUAUUUGGUCCGAGACGGCCGCUGAAACCGUCGCGCCGAUCGCCGAACAGCCGAGCAUCGGUACGGGUGAGCGACGUGACGCGGUUCAAGAUUAUUGUCACGAUCGUGCGUGCGUUCGGUAUACCGAUGCGCAUGGAGGACUAUCAGACGGGUGCGGUUGGUAGAAGGAACAGUAACAUGUCCUCGUCGAACGGACGAUUCUCUUUCCGAACGUCGAACGUACGGCCGUACAUAGCAGUGUCGUUGAAGGAUCGCAUUUUCCGCACCUCGACAGCUGAUGGAACGGCGCCAACGUGGAACGAACAGCUGGAAGUACCGCUGGACUGUAGUACUGAUCAAAUACGGAAACAUCUGCACAUUGACCUGUACGAUGAGUACAUGGAAGAUCUGCUCGAGGAUGAUCGUACCAGACCGACUGAGGUUUACCAGCGUAUCUCGAGCCGAUGGUUGGGCCAGCUUCGUAUCCCAAUCAGUACGAUCUAUCUGAAUCAACGGCUGGAAGGAACGUUUGAGAUAAAGACACCACCGAUUCUGUUCGGCUACGAUCGGCAGAUGCAAGACCACCCAACGACGGAGCUCGUAGAUAACUAUGGAAAUCCAAUUGGGCUACUCGGUGGCGGUGUAGGAACUGGCGUGAGUGGUCUGCCAGACAUGCGGGAACUAACACACGUGACACUGUUCAUCAGUCUGGUGCCACUGAUCGAACGACCGAGUCUCGAUACGGGCGGUUUGGAGUGUGUAGAGCUGGAGCGUAUCAAAACACGCAUCUACCUGUGGUAUGAAGAGUACCGGCAUGAGUUUCCUUCCCGUGCAGUGGUCCCACCGAUGGUCACACUGCUCGGUGGAAAGCGUAUCUGUGCCACAAGGCUGCUCGGCCCAUUGCCGAUACCGUUUCCGAUUGAUGAGCUGGCGGAAACCAUGAUCCGCCGGUACGUUUCGCUUAUUCCAGUGCACUACAGCGUAGAUCCGUGCUCACAGUUGAGCGGUGUAUGGCUUACCAAUAAGGAAAUCCUUACCAUGAUGUGUGGCUCGCCGAAAGAUCUCGGUGUCCUGCUGGCCUGUUUCUAUCUUCAGCUGGGCUACGAGGUGUGGCUCAUCUUCGGCAAUAGCGUGCUGAUGGGCGAUACUACCUUUGUGCUGCUUCUGGAUGGAGGUGAAUUCUUCGUCGUCGAUCCGUGCAGUGGCAAGCGGUACAGCUCGACCGACACGUACUGUCCGCUGAAUCGGAUAUAUCUGAUUGUGGGUCCGGACAAUGUGUGGGGCAACAUUCAGAAGGAAAACCGUGUCUUUCUCACGCAGCUCGAUGUGCGCAAGUCGGGCUACUGGCGUGCGUUGUUCAAUCGUUUCCACGAGCCACCGGUUGGGUGUGUGCAGGAGGCUUCCUUUCCGUUUCGCGAGGCACUACCCGCCAAAGAGCUGCAGCGUGCCAUCGAACGGAAGCUCAUGCGCAAGAUUGCCUCGUGGCGUACGCAGAGGAAAACGGUUUGGAAUCGCUUCAUAAGCGAUCAUCUACGCAGCACGUUGAUCAGCUUGGAGCGGGACACGUGCUUGCAGGCGAACACGGAACGGCACGCGGAAGCGUUUAGCCAGAUGUUCAUAUCGUACAAGGUGAAUGGGUUUCCCAUCAACCUGCCCUACAACAACCUCUCCACCAUUGUGGCCCACGUGAAGGGUACCGGCAUACACUUAAACUCAGAAGCUGCCGUAGAGUUUGCACUGGGCGUACACAUCAAGGACUAUCCGUGCAAUGUGUACUCGGUUUGGAUUUUCCUGAUGUCACUUGUGCCAAGGGCUUAAGGUAGGCUUUAUAUGCUGUAUACUAGUGCUAAAAUCAUUUACUUUUGCAAGUAGAAUAUACGCGCGGGAGUGCCAAUGUGUUGGUGCAAUAUAUUGAGAAAGGUUGUUGUAUAGCUGUGACUCGCUCACGCACACACACACAGCAGUCGGAACAGUCUGACAAAUAUCACAUGACUCGUGACUCGUCAUCAAAAGGGAAAAUUUAGCGUUAGAUACCCGUGUGGAAACAAAAACACAAAUCAUUUACUUUGGGAAUGAUGAAUUGUCUAUUUUUCUCGUUUAUACAAUGAUUUUGGGUUGCUUUUUCUCUCCGCUCUUCGUUCGAUACGUUCUAAAACAAAAACAAAGUAUUGGAAUCAUCUCUUUUGGGACAAGUGGGACAAAUUCUCUUCAUAUAGCUCCCGCUUCCUUUCUAUCUUUGAUUGAUUUCUUUUUCUUGUUGAGACGUAGUGUACAACAAUCAAACUAAACCAUCGUAUGGAGCUGAGUAUGAUCUCUAUGGAUGGAUGGGAAAGAGGGUAAUGUUUUAAGUGAUUUGUUUCUCUGUUAAACAUUCUAUGCGAUCCGAUGAACUGAUUCGUCAUCCUUUCCCCAUCUUUUCAAUCGAUUUAACGAUCACACAGGGUGGUGAAGAGUAAAAUCGUACUCGUACACGGUUGGAAAUGCUUUCGUUGCUUGAAAUGAAUACAAAGUGUGGACGUUGCAUGCUUUCAAACGGUGAUCGAGAAAAAUGGACGAAGAGAAACUCACCGUGCUGGUUAAGGUGAGCAGAUUGAAUGAUCGGAUUAUCAAAACGUUCUGAGUAGAAAGAAGCAUUGUGUCCUUUCGAUAAAACUUAAUGCAAAUUGGGUGAAGAGGGUUUUCGAUUUUCGUUUUUGUCUGCCAAGGGGAAAACCAAUAUCACCAAUAUUUGUUCGUAGUUCGACAUCGUUUCGCUCCUUCUUCAGGUAAAAUCAACCAAUCAACCCAAAACAACCAUGCUCUAUCGUUUUCCCUCUAUUACUUGUUGCUGUAUGGUGUUUUUCUGUUCCAAAUUUGAUAACAACUGUGAUGUCGCAUAAACAGUUCGCUUAAUCAGUUAAUAUAUGCUGCCUCUUCUACACACAUCGUCCUUUUGUUACGUACGCUACAUCAAGAUGAUUUCUUCUCAUAUAUUUAGGUUGUGCUUUGGCUGUGAAGCUAAUUCGAGUUUUUGGGGUUUUUGUCCUUAUGUGUGUCUGUGUGUCUGUCUUGUUGUUUUGCCUGGGAAAUUGGGUUCUUUUCGUUUCCUUUUUUGAAGUGCAAUGAGUGUGGUGUGUGGUUUCCUUUUCGUUUUGAGCCAGUACAGAUCGAAACAGUUCUAUUAUCUUCUGCUUGUUUUUUUGUUUUGUUGUUGCAAAUUCGACACCCUCUGCUGCGUACUGCAGAGCGUUUGCAUUUGCUUACAGUUUCGGUCGGUAUAGUCAUUAUAGUUUUGCGUUUUUCGGUGCUAGAAUUUAUAGGGAACUAUAUUGUCUAUACAUUAGGCACUUCACCCUAUAUAAAUUUGAUUGAAAAACCGUUUGUUUUUUUUUUUUGUUGUUUUUACUUCCUGUUCACUUUUACACAUACAUCUCUUUCUGUACGUGUUGCCCAUUGCUCUAUGCUCUGCUGUAUCGAUUCGCUAAUUGUGCUCGAUCGUUACGCUUAACUGUGUCUUUACUACGUUGUUGUUAGUAGUAGCAUCAUCAUUCUUUUCCUUCCCAUUUCAGUAUCAGUACAGUUUUAAAAAUCCACCGUUAGCCAGGAUUUCCACCGAUACGAGUGACGAUUUCCUGCGUUUACGCGUACGCGUUCUCAAAUUGCUUAUAAGAAUUUGCUCGAUUAAAGUUUGUUUGUUUACUGCGGUACGCAGUGUGCGGCACGCUGCACGUACAGCGGCACACGAGGAGUUGCAAACAUUCCGUACCAUGAUUAUGUGAAGGGGGUUUGGAUGGAUGGUUUGGCGGCAAGGGUUAAAAACGGAGUGUUUCGUUUUUGUAUAUAUUAUGUUUAUUAAGUUAUUAAGACUGUAUGGCAUGUAAGGAAAUGAUAGUAACAGAUCAUGCAAAUAAACUAUCAAACACAAAUCAAUCAAACAGCCAUAAAUCAAAUGCUCUUUUCAGAUUGGAAUGUUGAGAGUGCUUGAAUCAAAACAUGACAUGUUACCUUUUCUUCCAAUUUUCAUCAACAAUUGGACUCUAUGCUUCGGUUAGUGACUUUCAUUCUUUAUGGCUUUGUUCAUCUUGUACCGCUGUACGCAUUCUUCUUUCUCCCCUCCCCUCCUUUUUUUUAAUUGUCUUUACCAACUGCUUGUAGUACGUUCUGUGUGUUUGUGUGUUAUGUUUGCUGCUAUUUACAACACCAAUGUUGUAGGAUUGAGAGUUUCUGUUUCUGUAUCGUUUAAUUGUUUAUAGUUCGCUUUUAUCUGUAAUGCACUCUCUGUCGUUUAACAAAUCUAUCUACAGUAUUGUUGUUUUUGCGUGUGUAUGCAUUGUUUAAAUUAUUUUUAAAUCUUUUUUUCUUUUUUGUUAUUAGAUUAUCAUCAUUGCCCAUUUCAUUUCUGUUUCGAUAAAUGACGGUACGUGUGUGUGUGUGUGUUUGUUCUUUUUUUGUGUGCUUUGUUUUGUUGUUGUUGUUGUUGUUUAUUAUUCCUACGAUUAUUUGCUUGUACACUACACUUCCAAUGGCAAUUCUUGUGUUCCUAUUUUUUUGUUUCUCAAAUAUAUUUUCUUUCAUUUGCAUAUCGUUGCACUCACGGUGCACGCACAAGGUUUGUUGUAAAGUUAUUUUACCUUAUUUUUGUUUCUCUCUAUCUCUUUCUGUCUUUUUUCUUGUUCUUUGCAUUCAGUAAUACUUUUAAUCACAUUUUUCGAAACGAAACUUUAUCGUUUACCCUGUAAAAUAUUUCCUAUGGCCGAUCGGAUUGGAUUGCUAGUGGCAUUUAUGAAAUGAAAAUGUUUGAAAACUCAUCUAUUAACAACCUAGCGUUACAUAUGGCUACUAUCGUUACUGAUAUCAUGGGGUUUAUUUUUCUUUUUGUUUAUUCGCUCUCGCUCUCUCUUUCUCUUUCUCUCUCUCUCUCUCUCUCUCUCUCUCUGUUGUGGUUUACGUUUGUUUAUCACUCCUUUGCGUAUCCGGGACGCUUAUGUCACUUGAAAACUGACAUUCGGCCCCCUUAUAAAGGCAUAACUGUGCCUGUCCGUCUAGUUAAAGUUUAAAAAAAAUCAAAACCAAAAACGAACAACCGCACGGUACCCUACACGACCCAAAAUUACGUCCACCGAUGUAUUUUUUUUUAGUUGCUGUUUCAUUUUUUCUGUUGUCUGCUGAUCUCUAUCCAAAACGUUCAGCUAUCUGUUACUAAUCGUGUUACUAAAAAAUCUACUAAUAAUGCUCUGCUAGUUGACUGAAUUUUCCAUUUUCCUAAAUGACGAGCACGGGGGCUCGUAGCUUCCUUUUGUUCUACCGUUUCCAAUGCUUUGUUCUACCUGUGCCAAUACACAUUUCCAUAUGAAUGUUCUCUCUAUCCUCUCUCUCUUUCUCUCUCUGUUUUAGGCCUCACAGACCGACGCUACAAUUUAUCAGUUUAGUACACUAAACACUAACGAACGCGAGGUGGCCGCUUCGUUAGCAAAAUUCUUUGGCAGUAUUUCAUUAGUUUUCCACACCAUCCCCUUUAUCUUCCAUCCGUGAUGGGGGUUUCGUCGAUCGCAACGUGGGUGUGUGUGUGUUUUCUUUUGCGACCAGUUUUGCGAUCUACUGAAAAUGCCUCAAACUUGGCUUGCUCCGGAAUUGAUCGCCGGAAAUUGCGCCUACAAAUCUGUGUACAUGUAUGUGUGUGUGUGUGUACGUGUGUGUUUGUCUACGUCUUAACGUCAUCGUUUGCGUCCUAAAUUUUUGUUCUCGCAAAACUAUCUAACAACUAAACUAUGUACAAAUCUCACGACCUCACGUGUUUGCAACGAGCCUGAGAACUGGGACAGCGUUAGCUUUUAUCGCGCGAACUGAAAUGCUUCUGGGUUAAAUGCUUCGUUUAGUGGGCAGCGGCUUUCGACUGGGAGGAACGACUAACAAAGGACGUUCCUUUGACAGAAGGAAACUCGAACGCAGAACAGCUGCAACAGUACUCCAAACAACUCAGAUACACUAAAACAUAAAUGCAAAACUUAUCGCUACACCGUUUGCUGUUUGGCUUGUGCGUUGUUACUAUUAAGAAUAAAAACUACCCAUUUACCUCCCAAAUGUACAACAAACUGGUAAUGUUAAAAACAAAACCGCCCCGAAUAACCUUAAUCUACUUUCGGGCACAAUUUCCACGCGGGAGUGAACGGAACAGGGACGAUCGUGUGUGCUUGCGAGUUGUAUACCUUUUUUGCAACGGAGCUACACGUAUUUAUCACUAUCAACAUCUAGAACACCUGAUUUCCUGAGAAUUGUAACGAAUUCAAACUAAAACGACAUUAAAACACACGGGACACACGGGAGAGGGCAAAUGAAACUUAUCUAAACUUUGCAAAGUUACAAUGAAAACAGGCCCGUCGAGUUUGCCCACGCGAAUGUAAUGGUUAAUGUGUGCGCCUAUAUCCUUGCUGGCGUGUUUUAAGGGCAUUUGCCUGCAGUGGUUUUAACGGUGCCAUGUGAACAGCGUGUGUGUUGGUGUGUGUGUAUGUGUGCGUGUGUGUGUGCGCUACUUAUAACAGUGUCGUAGUCGCUGUUAUACGCGUACACUAAAUGCCGGGGGGAGAAGAAGGGGGUCAAUGGGCGGUUUUUGGAACCGAAAUCCUUGUGAUAUAUAUUAUUAGUAUAUAUGCGAUGCGUCACGAUGUCCAUCUUUCAUCGGGGUUAUGUGGAUUAUUGUCGAUUAUAUGUGGUUUCUUCUGCUUGAUCAUUCUUCGCUUACGUUUUAGAUACAGCAAUGGUUGUAUCCUACCGGCUACCGGGCUAAGUAAAUACACAAAAUUGGAUAAUGAAACAAACCAAAAGGCGCUAAACGAUAAUACAACA
Molecule: messenger RNA, 9557 nt
Organism: Anopheles coluzzii
Lineage: Eukaryota; Metazoa; Arthropoda; Insecta; Diptera; Culicidae
Gene: Cc2d2a
Product: coiled-coil and C2 domain-containing protein 2A
Exons: 5
Coding region: 195-4553 (1452 amino acids)
Biological process (GO): protein localization to ciliary transition zone; non-motile cilium assembly
Cellular component (GO): ciliary transition zone
Source: RefSeq, a predicted model, not a curated record